ACCGAUGUGCCUUAUUUUUGGUUGAAAUAGGCGGAACAACUUCUCAAAGCUGCAGGUAAACUAAACCCGUGCCUCGGGUUGGACAGAGUAGCAUCCACGACUGAAAGCUGCUGCUGCUGACGUGUGGACUAGCAGUAGCAUAUAUUAUGCAUGAAGAUGAGCUGUUGAACCGCAAUAUCGUUGUACUUCCAGGUAACUUGUGUGUGUGUUGAAGUUCCUCAUUUGUGCUCAGACGCCCAGCAUGGCAGUGCAAUGUGUUUUCCACUUGAUGCAAGCCUUUUUUGUCCUGCUACUCUGCUUAUCUGAAGCCUCAGAGUUUAGAAGAAAUUACUAUGAUACUCUCAAUGUUGAGACCACAGCCACUGACAGACAGAUAAAGAAGGCUUUCCGCCAUCUGGCUGUAAAAUACCACCCUGAUAAGAACAAGAGUACCGACGCAGAGAAGACUUUCAGAGAGAUUGCUGAAGCCUACACGGUGCUCUCCAACAAGGAGAAGAGGAGGCUGUAUGACCGUGUGGGCCACGAGGCUUUCCUAAAAGAGGAGGCUUCUGUUGACCCUGAGGAUGAAGAUGAAUCAAGCUUCCACUUUCAUUUUGAAGACCUCUUCCAUGACUUCAAUGAUAGUCCUUUUGUGGAGGAAUCAAACUUCCAAUGGAGCUUUCAUCAGGAUGUGGAGGAAGAGGAUGGUCCAUAUGAACAAUACAGUUUUGAAGGGCCUGGCUUCAACUUUUAUUUUGGAGAUGAUGAUGAAAAUGAAGACUUUUACUACUAGAUUUCCCAUAUUUUAAUCCUGUAUUCUGUAUGACUGUUUUAAUGUGUUGUCUUUUAGUGAUACCAAAGUCUUCUUAUUAAAUUGUUACGUCAGUA
Notothenia coriiceps (black rockcod) is the source of this 867-nucleotide messenger RNA. RefSeq names its product dnaJ homolog subfamily B member 9-like. Gene Ontology annotation, cellular component: endoplasmic reticulum. Gene Ontology annotation, biological process: ERAD pathway. The record is from RefSeq and is a predicted model, not a curated record. The coding region runs from base 242 to 772 and encodes 176 amino acids. Gene Ontology annotation, molecular function: misfolded protein binding; protein-folding chaperone binding. NCBI's taxonomy places the organism in Eukaryota, Metazoa, Chordata, Actinopteri, Perciformes, Nototheniidae. The transcript is spliced from 2 exons.